GAUGGAUUAAAAUAAAAGUAUUCCAGAAGAAAGGUAUUAGUUGGAGAUCUUUGUAAAAGCUAAGAAUCUGAAAGACAUGGAUACUUUCUCUAAAAGUGAUCCUUUUUGUAGACUUUUACAUACAAUUUAAGGAGAGAAAGAAAAGUGUGAAGGGGAUACAGAGUUUCAAAAGAACAAUCUGAAUCCUUGUUGGGAAAAGAGCUUUAUCAUAGAUUACAUCUUUGAAUUGAAUUAAAAGCUUGUUUUUCAGGUUUGGGAUAAGAACUAAUCCGCUGGAUCUGAUGAUUUAUUAAUGGGGGAAGUUGAGACAACAGUAGCAGAUAUAGUUGGAGCAAAAGAUAUGAAGUGUGAAUUUGAAUUGAAAAAUAAGAAAGGAUAAUGUGUUGGUACUUUGGUAGUAAAUAUUGACAAAUAGCCAGAAGAUAAUCAAUUUAUAUAGUUGAGUUGGAUAGGAAAAGAUCUGAUGAAGUAAGAAGAUAACUAUUUAUAAUUUAGUACAGAUGGUUUCUUUGGAAAGAGUGAUCCAUUCCUUAAAUUCUAUAAAAGAGUUGGAGAAGAUUGGUUACCUGUUCAUAAAACAGAGAUGAUAAAAGAUAAUUUAAAUCCUGAAUGGAAACCAUUUUAAAUAUCUUUUAAAAGAUUAUGUGGAAAUAAAUAGGAAGAGAAAUUUAAAGUUGAAUGUUGGGAUGUUCAUGAAAAAGGUACAAAUAAUCAAUUUAUGGGACAUUUUGAAACCUCAAUUCAUGAAAUAAUUAAUGAAAAUAAAAGUGAAUUUAAUUUAGAAUAUCAAGCAAAUAAGUCUGGAGGUAAGAUUAUUUUGAAAGAGAAAAAGGUAAUAAAGAGACCUACAUUUAUGGACUUUUUAAGAGAUGGAGAAUAAAUUAAUUUAAUAAUAGGUGUAGAUUAUACAGCUUAGAAUGGUAAUCCAAAUUUCCCAGAUUCAUUACAUGCUUUUAAAACUUAAAAUGGGAAUCAAUAUGAAACUGCUAUUAAAGCAUGUGCAUAAAUCUUGUUGAAUUAUGAUUAUGAUAAAAAAGUAGCAAUGUAUGGAUUUGGUGCUGUUCCUCAUUUACCUAAUUAUAAUGUUAAUGAAACUGAAUAAUGGUAUUCAUUUUAAUAAUAUAAUUAGUUUCCCAUUAACAGGAGAUUUUUAAAAACCAGAAGUAUAUGGUUUGGAAGGAUUAGUAAAUUUGUACAAAUAAACUUUGCCUAAUUUAUAAUUCUCUGGACCUGGAUGUUUAGGAGAAAUUUUAAAUUAUUCUAAACAAAUAGCUGAAUUUAAUGCUAAAAAGAAGAUCUAUACUGUUCUUUUAAUAUUGACAUGUGGAUAAAUACAUGAUUUACAUUAAACUACAGAAAUUAUAGCUUAAUGUAUAUAAAAUCAUAUUAUUAAAAAAUAGGUGCUAAUAUUCCAAUAUCAGUAAUAUUAGUUGGAGUUGGAGAUUUUGAUUUUAAAAAACUUGAAUUUUUAGAUUAAGAUUAGAAACAAUUAUAAAAAGAAGUAUUGACAAGGAAUGUUGUUUAAUUUGUUCCAUUUGCUCCUUUUUCUCAUAGUUUACCUAUUUUAUAAAGAGAAUUGCUUGCAGAACUUCCUCAUCAAUUGACAAACUAUAAAUCCCUUUUAGGUUUAGUACCAUCAAAAUGA
Paramecium pentaurelia is the source of this 1645-nucleotide messenger RNA. The record is from the annotation of a GenBank genome assembly. NCBI's taxonomy places the organism in Eukaryota, Ciliophora, Oligohymenophorea, Peniculida, Parameciidae.